Molecule: messenger RNA, 423 nt
Organism: Asparagus officinalis (garden asparagus)
Lineage: Eukaryota; Viridiplantae; Streptophyta; Magnoliopsida; Asparagales; Asparagaceae
Product: polypyrimidine tract-binding protein homolog 3-like
Exons: 1
Coding region: 1-423 (140 amino acids)
Biological process (GO): regulation of RNA splicing
Cellular component (GO): nucleus
Molecular function (GO): mRNA binding
Source: RefSeq, a predicted model, not a curated record
AUGGAUGAGUUGUCUUCUCAGUUUCAGAUUUUUGUUCAAGAAUUUAAGAAAUCCAAGAAUCCAAGCCAAGAAAUGAGCAAGAGCUUCACAGAUCAGGAUUUGCAACCCAAUCGAAUCCUCGUCGUCACCAUUCACACAAUGAUCUAUCCUAUAACGGAGGAAGUGUUGCAUCAAGUGUUUUCUCCAUAUGGGUUUGUAGAGAAGAUCGUCAUUCUUGAGGAGACAGUUAGCUGUCAAGCUCUUAUACAAUUUCAAUCCCAUCAAAAUGCGGUGGACGCAAUGAAUUCUCUACAAGGGCGCAACAUUUAUGAUGGUUGUUGUCGAUUAGCCAUACAAAUUUCCAAUUUCAAUGAAGAAUUUCAGCCAUCUCAGAGUUCCUUGUCCUUCAAACCCAUGGGCUCUUAUCCCCAACAAAAGUGUUAG